UUUGAUUACCUCCCUUCUGUCCAUGUCUGUCUCUCAUUCCUUCUCUCUCUCCCUUUUGCUCUGUCUGCCAGGCUGAGUUGGUUUCAGACAGUGCAUCACAAACACACACACACACACACACACACACAUACAUGUGCUACUCUAUGUCUCUAGCAGCUCUCCACUCAUCUCCUCUCUCUUCCUCCUUCUCCUCACUCACCAUGGAGUCACAUCACUAAAGAGUGGAUUAUUCCUCCUGUUCCUCCUCUUUUCUCCUCUGCACUUCAUUCGGUGUGUUUGGGUGUCUGUUUCAAGGUGGGAAUGCUCAUGUCUGCGACAGCGCUGUUGGGGGCUACGCUGGGAACCGUGUCUGGACUGUUGACGCUGUGUGGGCUCUCGCUGCUGUGCAAGAGCUGUAAGAAGGGGAAACUUGAAAGAGGGGAUGAGACUGACCCAGAGAAAGCCAAACCCAGUAUCCUGCAUACUCUGACACAGUUCAGUGUGCAGAAGUCCACAGAACCCAUCCAGCCUCAAGCAUCUUUGAAGUUUCCUAAAAUCUACUGCCCCAAACCUUGUGUCACUUCUCAAGAGGUAAUAAACUACAAAGAACAUGGAGCUACCAGUGACAUGUCUGCUGCCGAGCUCGACACCUGUAACCAGGCAACCGAUCAUGAGAAAAUCUUCUCCCUCCCGCGGCAAGCUUCCGCAGAUGAAACGCCCUGCACAUCUGAGCAAACUGGUGCCAUGACGACAAGUAGCUCCAUCCUAUAUCCUAAACUACACUUCUCCAUCAGCCUGCACAAAGAAAAUGGAGAGCUACACAUCAGCAUUGUGGAAGCGGAGAAUAUAUCAGUGGAGGCCGGAUGUGAGGGAUAUAUAUCAGGGUGUGUGAGCGUCUCUGAAGAGCAGAAGCACGCUCACACAGCCGUCCACAAGCUAGCAGCUCAUGUGCAGUGGGGAGAGGAGCUGGUGUUCGCUCUCCCCAUGGAGGGCACAGAAGACACAGACAGUCUAGAUGGAGAGGUGGCCCUCUCACUUCACUGCUGUGAUCGAUUCUCCCAUAAUUCCACUCUGGGCACGAUGCGCUUUAAGCUGGCUGAUAUAAGCAUGAUGUUGGACGCUGACUGCUGGGUUGACUUACAGCCACCUAAACAGCAGGAAGUGGCAUCAUCAUCUGGAGAGCUACUAUUGUCACUCAGUUAUCUGCCAGCGGCCAAUAGACUUGGGGUGGUGGUAAUGAAGGCAAGAGGACUACAGUCAGACAAACUGAAAGAUAACAUAGAUCUAUCGGUAAAGCUGACCUUGAAACACCAAAAUGCCAAGCUGAAAAAGAAGCAGACGCGACGAGUGAAGCACAAGAUGAAUCCGGUCUGGAACGAGAUGAUGAUGUUGGAGCUGCCUAGUGAGUUACUGGCUAAAUCCAGUGUUGAAUUGGAGGUACUGAACCUGGCCAGUCCCGGGACCCUGCUCCCCCUGGGCCGCUGCAUGCUGGGGCUCCACACCUCUGGGACCGGCCUGCAGCACUGGAAACAGAUGUUAGAUAAUCCACGCAAACAAAUUGCGAUGUGGCAUCCUCUAUACACCUAGAAUACAGGUUAAUAUUCUGCAAAACAUCACCUCUACGCAAUGAUUGGUUAAAUGUGUGGUUGGAUUUUUAUGACAGUACUCUAUUGCUGUGUAAAAACAUAGUACUCCAAUAUAAUAAAUAUUUAACUAGAUAUAAUGCGUGAACCCAGUUGUUAUCAUUUAGUAAUAUGAAACUAUUUUCUCUGCAGUACUAAUAUUGUUACACAGUAGUUUAGAGUAUUUUAAUGUGAGCAGUGCUGCAUUUACCUUUGUUGUUGUUAAUGUAUCUUCAAAUUACUCAGAUAUAAAAUAUGACUGAACAGCCCACUCAGUCAAUAUCAUAGUGACCGAUGGGAGAGCGAAGCAAACGGCUCAUAUCUGAUGUACUGCAGAGUGUAAAGCCUGGCUGGAUCAGAUCAGGAGAAAGGUUAAACUACUGUAUCUAACCAGGUUUGGCAGAACAGAUGUCCCUCAUAACUGAUCAUGAAUAAACAAUCACAACAAAUAUUAGGUUAAAGCAUUGUUUGUCAGAUGAAGCCCUUAUAUGAUCCACAGGCAGGGUUUUUCUGAAAGCAUCAGAAUACAGAAAUCAGUCUAUUGUGGUCGGGAACACUUAGAAAACAUUAGAAUAUAAUUCAUUUUUAAGUUUAAUAGCAAACAGUGUGGUUUUCCUGCUAUGAAGGCUUAUGGAUGCUCUUAGUCACACUGUCACAGUUGGAAAGAUGGAGCCCUGCUCACUAACUGUAGAUUGUGUACUGCAGUAACACACUAAAUAAAUAUACAGGGUCUCAAUAGGGCAGCUUUACUCUUCUCAAUAUGCAUGUAUACAGAAAAAAAAAUGUACCACUGUCUUUUAAUUUAAAAAAUGUAAAUAUAUAUAAACAGCUGGAUAUGUAUACAAUAUACCAUAUGUGUAUUAGCAGGAUGAAGUAUCUCAACAGGUACUGCCAGGCUCCAGGAAAGUUACUAGGGGCAAUUACUUUAUACUCUUGAGUGUAAUAGAGGAUGAUGUUCUCUACCAUUAUUGUACUUUAGGACAUUUUAGAUGAAAAAAUUAAACACAUAACUGGAAUGAUAAUUACUCAGUUUGGAGACCUAUGAAAGCCUGUUUAAAAAAAAAAAGUUACAAUUAAAAAUGGUAAUUGAAAAUUUUAUAUCAGUUAGUUUGACACUUAGGCUGACUUUUUUUCUCAGAACUGCGAGAAACAAAAUCUGAAUUGUGAAAAGAAAAAAUGUAUAAACAGAAUUGUGAGAUAUAAACUCACAAUUCUGAGAAAACAAUUGUGAGACAUUAACUUUUUUGUUGCAAUUCCAAGUUUACAUUUCACAAUUCUGAGUUUUUAUUGGAUCUCUCUGAUAUAAACUUGCAAUUCUAUGAACUUGCAAUUGUAAGUUAACAUCAGUUCUGAUCUUUUUUCUUGCAAUUCUGUUAUAAACUUGCAAGAAUUGUAGGAAAAUAAUUUAUUUAUUAAAAUAAUUUAGUCUGUGGCGAAAACAGGCUUCACUCAAGCUACAGAUCUAUAGCUCACUGUUGUAAAAUGCUUAAAUUUUGUAGCAUUAAAGAUGUUUGUCCCAUGUAAAACUAUGGAUUUUUUAACCUAAAAGUAUGGACUUUAACCUAAGUUAGUAUAUGCUUCCUUCUUUCCAAUUCCAAGUCAAACUGUAGCCAAACACAACCAACCCUGAUUUAUUCCAAAAAUGUAUUUGUGUUUCACCAUGAGUGCACAAUCUAGAGGUGACAUGCCAAAUGCCACUAAAAUCAAAUAUUGUGCAUUUAUCUUGGAAGAAUUGCAUAUUUUGUGCUAUAUCCAACAAAGUAGUCAUUCAACCACAUGACAAAUUAAAACAAUCAGCCACACAAGAUAUCUACUGAAGUAUUUGUUGUGUAUUUUCGUGUCAAUCUGUUUUGUGUGACCUGAUUACAAUAAAAUCUCCAGUUAGAUCAUAAAUUAUUCAUCAUGUUUAUGUCAGAUACGUUAAAAUUAUUUUGGUCAAUUUAAGCUUUAAAUAUAUUUGUAGAGGUUCCUUGGGUAGCAAUUAAAAGCAGUGAAAUCCCCCAUUUUAUGUGUAAAAACAUUAGAUAACCAUUUUUAAUCUCUAUUUGCCCUUCAGUUAUGUUUGAAUAUUUACGGUGCAGUGGUUAUUGAAUUUACAUCAUUGCCGUGCUUGAUACUUUUCCAGAGAGGGAUGACCAAUGGAAUGUUAAUCACUGCAGUCUGAUCCAUCUGUAUGACUUACUGCAUAACACUCUCAAUUUCGUACGGACAGAAAUUUAUUUUUAAUCCACAGAUAUGCUUGAAACAAAUAGCCAUGUGUUGGUGUGAAAUAAAUAUUCCUUUCUCAAAA
Messenger RNA from Cyprinus carpio (common carp), 3891 nucleotides. RefSeq names its product synaptotagmin-13-like. The record is from RefSeq and is a predicted model, not a curated record. Lineage: Eukaryota; Metazoa; Chordata; Actinopteri; Cypriniformes; Cyprinidae. Gene Ontology annotation, biological process: cellular response to calcium ion; regulation of calcium ion-dependent exocytosis; regulation of dopamine secretion. Gene Ontology annotation, molecular function: clathrin binding; phosphatidylserine binding; calcium-dependent phospholipid binding.